Messenger RNA from Rubroshorea leprosula, 1670 nucleotides. The record is from the annotation of a GenBank genome assembly. Lineage: Eukaryota; Viridiplantae; Streptophyta; Magnoliopsida; Malvales; Dipterocarpaceae.
GCAAAGAAAAAGGAAAAUCCAUCAGGUUCUCCAAUUGUUGUCUUUGUCAUCUCUCACCAAUAACAUUCUUUCUCCCAACAAUUUCAGUAUAUCAGAAAUUCUUGAUCUUGAACAAGUUCAGAAUUUCCUCUGUUUUUCUGUGUUGUGGGAAUUUCUGAGUGUUUGGGAGAGAAGAAAGAGAUGGCACGGAGGUACUGUUACAAGGAUGUGCUGCCCUUCACAGCUCUGGUGACCAUGGAGUGUGCAAAUGUUGGGUUGAACACUCUGUUCAAGGCUGCUAGUAUGAAGGGGAUGAGCAACCAAAUCUUCAUAGUUUAUUCUUAUGGCAUAGCUGCUCUUCUUCUCCUCCCUGCUCCCUUCUUCUCCUUCAGAUCAAGAGCACUUCCUCCACUCAGCACCUCCAUCAUCUGUAAAAUUGGCCUUCUUGGGCUAAUUGGGAGUACAUCUCAGAUCAUGGGUUAUACAGGAAUCAAAUUCAGCUCCCCUGCUCUUGCUUCUGCCAUCAGCAACCUCACCCCAGCUUUCACUUUCAUUCUUGCCAUCAUUUUCCGGAUGGAGAAGAUGGCAUUGAAACGAGCAAGCAGCAAGGCUAAAGUUAUUGGCACCAUUGUAUCAAUAACAGGUGCAUUUGUAGUGACUCUCUACCAAGGACCACCAAUUGUUCUAGAAUCAACACCAACAAAAUUAUCUGGGAGUUUUGGUGCUCUUCAGUCUGGAAAAUCAAAUUGGGUUAUUGGUGGCAUUUUUCUGUCCGUAGAGUAUAUCCUGACUCCAUUAUGGUACAUAGUUCAGACACAAAUCAUAAAGGAGUAUCCAGCAGAACUAACAGUAGUCUUCUUUUAUAACUUAUGUGUGAGCUUUAUAUCUGCAAUUGUUGGUUUGUUCACGGAAAGAGACCCCAGUGCUUGGAGAAUAAGGCCGGGUAUAGCAUUGGCCUCAAUUUUGUGCUCGGGAAUGUUUGGCUCAUGCUUGAAUCUUACUGUACAUACGUGGGCUUUGCACAUGAAGGGACCAGUGUAUGUAACAAUGUUCAAGCCAUUGUCAAUUGCCAUUGCUGUUGCAAUGGGUGUUAUGUUCCUGGGUGAUACUCUCCAUCUUGGAAGUCUUAUUGGAGCAAUGAUAAUCUCGAUUGGAUUCUAUACAUUGAUGUGGGGAAAAAGUAGGGAAGAGAUGGAUGAAGACUGCGGAGCGGGUAGCCUAGUGGCUCCCCCUUCCCACAAGGUGCCUUUGUUGCAAAGCUAUAAAAAUGAGCAGGUGUAGAGCAAAUUCACGCUUAUACAUCGAAGACUUGUAUAUAUUGCCUACUUCUCAGUUGCAAUCCAAAAAGAACAAAAAUCAGCUGUUAGAGCAUAGAAGUCUAUCUCAUCUCAUCUCAUCUCAGUAGACUUGUAUCAUUUUCCGCCCUUAAUUGACCCAAAUCUCAUCUCAUCUUCAUACAAUGGAAAUGUCAUAUAUGGGUGAAGCUCUGGACUGGGUGAGUUAUCUUCUACACAUCCCCCUUAACCUUCUCUCAAGUUUUGAGAUCAUCAGACAUAGCAGAAGAUAUACAAUGUGUUGUUAUAAUAUCUGAAGUAGCUGCCCUGGCAGUCUUUGUUUGUAAUACCACCAUCUACAAAGCAUAGUUCUAAAUCGGCAAAAAUGUGCAUGUGCAAGAAAAUGAGAGAGAGACU